AUGCUGCGUCAGGCACUUCGCAGGUUUGGUCAAAAGCUGGUAAGCAGACGUCCACUGGAGAAAGAAGUGUAUGAGUUUGAAUUUGUCAAAAAGCUAAGGACUCUGGAUUUAGUGGCCCUGGGUGUGGGCAACACAGUGGGUGUUGGUAUGUACUUCCUGGCUAAUGAGGUGGCCAGGAAUCAAGCAGGACCAUCCAUUGUGAUCUGCUUUUUGGUGGCAGGUCUAACAUCACUGUUGGCUGGGCUGUGCUAUGCAGAGUUUAGUGCCCGGGUUCCCCAUUCUGGCUCUGCAUAUCUCUACAGCUACAUCACUUUAGGUGAACUCUGGGCUUUCAUCUCUGGCUGGAAUGUCAUCCUCUCCCUUGUUGUUGAUUUAUUCAUUGUGGUCCAGGCCUGGAUCUUAACUUUUGACAUCUUCAUUGGACACCACAUCUCUGAGACCCAGCAAGAGACCAUCUCACAGUAUGUUCCCCAAGUCAUUGCAGAAAAUCUACGCUACGUUUUUGUCAUCUUUCUGGUUUUGUUCAUGGAACUGCAAUCUACGAGUUGGAGUGGGUUUGUCAUAGUUUACAGACUGUUCACAUUGGUGAAGGUUUUGGUUCUCAGCUUUUUCAUCAUCUCUGGCUUCAUGAAGGGGGACUUGCACAACUGCAAACUCACAGAAGAGGACUACAUACUGGCUGGACUCAAUGGCACCUCUAGCUUGGGCCCUCUUGGCUCUGGAGGAUCUGUCCCUUUUGGCUUUGAGGGCAUUUUCCGUGGAUCAGCUACCUGUUUCUAUGCAUUUAUAGGUUUUGGCGUUAUUGUUACCAGAGUCAGAAAAUCACACAAUCCCCAGCGUUCCAUCCCCAUGGGCAUUGUGAUUUCACAGCUCAUCUGCCUUUUGCUGUAUUUUGGUGUCUCUGUGGCACUUACACUCAUGGUUCCUUACUACCAGCUUCGACCUGGGAGCACCUUGCCUGAGGCAUUUCUCCAUAUUGGCUGGGUCCCUGCCUAUUAUGUUCUAGCUUUUGCAAUUUUCUUUAGUAUUCUUGUCAACACCUAUUGGGGCUUUAUGUUCUGUAUACAUCGGAGGAUACGCAUGAUGGCAGAGGACAACAUCUUGUUCCCUUUUCUUGCCAGGAUCCAUACUAACACAUAUGCCCGUAUCAUAUCCACUGUGAUCUUUGGCAGUAUUGCAACAAUCAUGGUAUUCUUCUUUGGACUCAAGGAUCUUCUGCACUUCACGACAUUUGAGGCCUUGAUAUCUUAUUCGCAGGUAGCUCUUUGUGUUCUCAUCAUCAGGUAUUAGCCUGAGAGGAGGAAGGAGGAAAAUCAACCAGAAGUGCAGGAAGAGAAUGGGGAAAUUGAAACAAAAGUACAGGAAGAGAAUGAGGAAAAUGAAACAGAGAAGCUGACUCUCAGGAGACUAUUUUUUCCAGGCAGCCCCAUCCCCACUCCACUCUCUGGCCAGAUUGUCUAUGUUUGCUCCUCACUGCUUGUUCUGCUGCUGAUUCUCCUCUGCCUGGUGCUGGCCCACUGGCCAAGUCUGCUUUCUGGAAACCCAGUGCUGGUCACCAUGGUUGUGCUGCUCCUGGUGCUCAUCACUGGGAUCACUGGGGUCAUCUGGAGACAGCCACAGAGCUCCACUCGCCUUCAAUUUAAGGUCCCUGCUGUGCCUCUCCUCCCACUCUUGAGCAUCUUUGUGAAUGUUUGCCUUAUGACGCAGAUGUCAGCUGUCACCUGGGCCUGGUUUGGUGUCUGGAUGCUGAUUGGGUUUGCUCUCUACUUUGGCUAUGGGAUCCAGCAAAGCCUGGUUACUUGA
Messenger RNA from Neogale vison (American mink), 1803 nucleotides. RefSeq names its product cationic amino acid transporter 3-like. Gene Ontology annotation, cellular component: plasma membrane. The record is from RefSeq and is a predicted model, not a curated record. NCBI's taxonomy places the organism in Eukaryota, Metazoa, Chordata, Mammalia, Carnivora, Mustelidae. Gene Ontology annotation, biological process: amino acid transport; transmembrane transport. The transcript has 2 exons. Gene Ontology annotation, molecular function: amino acid transmembrane transporter activity.